AUGGGUGUGUCUUUUUGUUGCAUUCCCCCCCCUCCCAUCACUACAACCACCAGUCAGUCAGCCUCGUGCGCCCACAGCCGCCUCCAACCGGCGGGAAGCACGCGCUGGAAUCUGUGGCUGAAAAUCAAACUUUAAACGUCCGUAAAAAAAAAUUCCCCCCCGCGGCAGCUGUCCCUGAAAGAACGGAUCAGACGCAGAGGGAUGUAGCGGAGGAAUUAAUCGGACAAAGAAGGAAAUGUGACCGACAAUGUGACGUUUCGGAGCCUCGUCGAGGAUUACCACUGUCUCCAACGGUGGGGUGAUUUUUUUCUCCUCUAAAAAUAGGCGACUUUCUGUGCGCGCAGCCUGCAGCAGGUCUGCAAACCCGCACUAACCGAAAAAGUAGAGCCUUAGUCUUUGCCUCAAGGUCGCUAAUUUCCAUCAAAACUGCAUCUCACCCCCCCAAAAAAUGUUUUCGGAGCUCCCCGGUGGAUUAUCAGAGUCGCUUGCCAGUUGUGUGAUUUAUUAUUGAUCACGGAGGACGGAGCUGGACACCGCCCGGACCAGUUUUCAGGACCGGGAUUUCAUCUUCUUUCGUUGGCGUGGGGAAAGAAAAGGCAGCCAGCGUCCAGUGGAGACGCACAUCACUGGAAUGCUUCUGGAUUGAAAUAGUUGAAUUUGUUAAAUAGGCCCCACCUGGAGGAAUAGCUGCGUGUCUUUGGAGAUUAGCCGUUCAUACACCCAAACGGAUGCUUUGAUAAGUGAAAAGGUUAUUUGCACUCAAGGACGCCGGUGUUGGUGGGUGUAGUUUGUUUUAGUGUUUUCGUCUUGUGAACCUCAAACCGGAGCUCAGCACGGAUUUCUACCGGGACUUGAGAUGAACCUUAGCGGAAUUGAAGCUGUUUAGCCCCAUAACGCCACUUUUCUCUGCCUCGUCUCGCUGUGGAUAUCCCUCUGAGGACUGUGCACGAGUGGAACGGAAGAUUAAAACGCAUGGCACGAGCUCUUAACGGCCGUCAUACUUUAAAUACGUUAUUAUUGGAGUAACUGGGCUUCGGGAGGCGAAUGGGAGGCUAAUAGGAGUUCUUCAGCAACCAUAUGACCCCCUCCAUCCACCCACCCCUUUCGUUUCAGGAACUAUGUGUACGUGAGUGCUUCUCGUGGGUUUGCACGGUGAGACCAGCGGCACCUGGAUUCCCGGUUCGCCCCCUUUUUCCCUCUGCCUGACCGCGCGCACGUCUGUUCCGGUAACUCCGCUUCUGCUGCUGCCCGGUCCCGCACACACACACACACACACACACACACACAUUCCCGUUUAUUCAGCCCCAGAAAACUACCAAGAUAGCCUUUCUCUCUCUCUCUCUCCGUGUGUGGAUGAGGAAGGAGUCGCGCAGGAGAGGAGACCAGGAGUUGGGAUAAGCUGCCGAGCCUGAUCACCUUUAAAGCCUUCCGGGGCUUUUCGCUGUGAUUUAACUCGUCUGUCAGUGGACAGACCGGGAGAGGGAGAGGAAGGAUUCUGGAGAAAAGAGACAAGACAAGAGGGGAGGAUUUGGAGAUCGAUGAAGGUGUCAGGAAGGACUGAUCGGGCAACCAGAUGACAGAAAGGUAGGAGGGUGUCCUUGUUAGCUUGUCAUCCCGUUGUAACCCUGAGGCCAGUGAUGUGACUGGAAUGUGAAUUCACCAUAAAAGGACUGACUCUACCUGAGGACUUCCUGCUUCCCCAAGAAGCUCAGGCGAUCUUGGCAGACUUUGACAGACAGCUGGCUCAGCCAAUGACAAACUCGGAGGACUUCUAAGGCACGUCUGCAGGGUCCUCUGGACAGACGUACGUGGGUGUGCGCACCACAAGGACGUGCACGUGAACCCGGAUGAGCGCCAGCACUGCUUCGUGCCCUGUGAGAAGAGGACGGCCCCCCUCCCUGUUAAAGAGGCAGGCUGCUGUUCAGCCAGUCGUCACAUCACAGCUGGACCUGAUCCUGAUCGGCUCCCAUUGAUAAAGAAAUACUGAGACCUUCCAAACCAGCAGGAGAGUAACCAUGGACGUCGUGUCCUCGCUGGUCUGCCCUCUCCUCCUAUUCUUCAUCCUCCUGUCCUCCCUCCCCUCCUGUUCCUCCUCCAUGCUGUGUCCGAAGCGCUGCACCUGCCAGAACCUGCUGCCGUCCUACACGGUGCUGUGCGCCAAGACGGGCCUCCUCUUCGUCCCACCAAACAUCGACCGCCAGACGGCCGAGCUCAGGCUAAUGGACAACUUCAUCACUACGCUGAGGCACCGCGACUUCGCCAACAUGUCCAGCCUGAUCCACCUGACCCUGAGCAGAAACACCAUCAGCCAGAUCCGGCCGUACGCCUUCGCCGACCUCCAGGAUCUCCACGCGCUCCACCUGGACGCCAACCGCCUCACCAUCUUGGACGACUCCCACUUCCAGGGCCUGGUGAACCUGAGGCACCUCAUCCUGGCCAACAACCAGCUGCACAGCAUAUCAGAGGGAGCCUUUCAGGACUUCCUGGAGACCCUGGAGGACUUGGAUCUGAGCUACAACAACCUGGUAGACAUCCCCUGGGAGACCAUUGCCCUGCUGAUCAGCGUCAACACCCUGAGCCUGGACCACAACCUGAUAGAGAGCGUCCCUGAGGGAAUCUUCUCCAACCUGCACAAACUGGCCAGACUGGACAUGACAUCCAACAAACUGAAGAAGAUUCCUCCGGACCCGUUGUUCCUGCGGAUCCCAGUGUACGCCAAGAUGAAGGGCUCUCCUCUCACCGCGCUGGUGUUGAGUUUUGGCGGGAACCCUCUGCACUGUAACUGCGAGCUGGUCUGGCUUCGCAGACUGACCAGGGAGGACGACCUGGAGACCUGCGCUUCACCUAAAGACCUGGCUGGCAAAUACUUCUGGACCAUCAGAGAGGAGGAGUUUGUUUGUGAGCCUCCAAUGAUAACUCGUCACACCUCCAAGAUGUUUGUGAUGGAGGGUCAGGAGGUUAGCCUGCGCUGUAAGUCCAUCGGAGAUCCCGAACCUUCGACUCACUGGGUCAGCCCCGAUGGGAAGCUGAUCGGAAACACGUCCAGAACCAUCUGCUACGAGAACGGGUCGCUGGAUAUCCUCAAGGCCUCCGUCAAGGAUUCUGGAAAGUUCACGUGCAUUGCGUCUAACGCAGCCGGGGAGGCCACUGCUCCUGUUGAGUUAGUCGUCAACCCUUCUCCACACUUUGACCCCAAACUGGACCCUGACCCAGGGCCCUCAGACAUCCCCACCUCCAUCAAAUCCAACGUCAGUGGAGGCCAAGCCCGGUCUGACCAGCAGAGGGUCAGCGUGUCAGAUCUAACGUCCAGCUCUGCUACCAUCAGAUGGCCCCCGCAGAACCACAUACCAGGAGUCCGCAUGUACCAGAUCCAGUACAACAGCUCCACAGAUGACAUACUCAUAUACAGGAUGAUCCCGGCCAACCACAAGUACUUCCUGCUGAGCGACCUGGCGUCAUCGCGGGACUAUGAGCUGUGUGUGUUGGCCGUAUACGACGACGGUAUCACGGCCCUGACAGGCACCAAGCUGGUGGGCUGCGUGUCCUUCACCACGGAGACGGAGUACGGACGCUGUCACUCGAUACGAGACCAGUUCCUGGGCGGCACCAUGAUCAUCAUCAUCGGGGGGAUCAUCGUGGCCUCUGUCCUUGUCUUCAUCUUCAUCCUCCUGAUGAAGUACAAGCUGCACAGUAACCACUACAAACAGAAAGCCGCCGCACGCCACGCCAACGUCUGCUCCCAGACCAACGGAGGAGGAGGCGGAGGAGGAGGAGGAGGAGGAGCCAACAUCCUCGCUCUGCCUCCGUCCUCCUCCUCUGCAGGGCAAGGAGGAGGCGCUAAUAAAAACUCCCAGCCGUCGUCGUCAGCAGAGGGGAUGGGAGGGGCUUCUCUUCGAGGGACGACUGUAGUGGACUUAAAUCCCGCCCAUGAAGAUGACGCCAUCUCCCAAUAACACACGAGGAACUGUCAGUCAAACCCACAACCCACCGAUCUUUAAGCCCAAACCAAUACUCCACCUCCUUCCCCCGUUUUUUUUUUUGUUUGUUUGUUUGUUUAGUUUUUUUUAUUUGUUGCUGGUGCCUGGAGCCAAACUCCACUUUACACCGAGGAGCCACUCCUGUCAUUGAUUUACUUACAUUCAGCUUCACAGCGCUGGAGGGAGAAGAGGCGGGAGAGGUCCUCCAGUGGGUCGUAUGGUCCAGUGAUCUGGACCAACCCAGAGACACACCCCACCCUCUGACGCCACCUCACACCACAACCAGACGGGAUGCGCUGUGAACAUCCUGUGAGGAGGACACCCAUGUGUGCAGACGUCUCCACAGCUCUGGGAUCAGCCGUGUGUCAGAUACAGGUCAGGCUCUGGGCUUUGAACCCUGCUCGUGCUUGGUGCUCAUGUGGGUCUUGAAACCUUGGAUCAGAGGAAUCAGAGCGAACACGGUCUGGAGUCACUUCUUCCUCUCUGAGGGAAGUAUCCAGCGAUCUGACGGGGCUCCGCAGGGUGUCGGGGUGGAUUUCAGUCUCUCUGUUUGACAGUUGGAGUGUGUGUGGACGCUAAACGCUGCUCUGGGAAUAUACCGGACGGAUUACUGUGGAUUUGGGAAAAAAACCCUUUUCAUGACAUUUUUCCAGGAUGUUCUCAGUUGUGGUUUGUCAGUGGUUGGUGGCGCCGCUCUUCUCUUCCCCCCAGCAUACAGUCAUAUGCCAAAGGAUUACUGCAGUAUUAUGACAGCAUUAUUACAGUAUCGGGAGAAUAUGCAGACUUCCAAAAAAAGCACACCUCUCUAUUAUCUCCUAGCAGUCGAAGAGAAAACACUUGUUGGGCCUUGGAUUGAAAAUACUGAGCACACUGUCAACGUCUUGUCUCAAAGCAUCAAUAAUAACAACCUGUCAAACUAAACGGUGGCACUUUAAUCGUAUGUUUUCAUUUCAUCCUCCUUCCUGCUCUCUCUCUUUCUCUCUCUCUCUCUUUCUAUCUGUCUCCCUCCUUCUCUCUCUCUCUCUCUCUCUCAGCUGAAUAGUAUACUCUCCAGUUUUUCCAGUCUGACUCUUCUGGCUGCGGACGGCUUAGAUGAUGUUGAAAUAAUCCGUGUGUUUGCGUCCCGUGGUGGACUGGUUCUCUGUGUCGGAGUAUUAAAACAACCUUGGUGUCCCGAGAACGGAGCCUUGAGGAACACCAGCGAGGAUUUACUCGAAGCCAAACUUAAAGCACACAAGUCCGACUCUACACUCGGUGAAUUCUGAUGUUCUACUUGACACUGGAAAACAACUGUACACGUACGAGACACUGGUGAACUCGACCGUAAGUGUUCCUACCACAUUAACGCUGGCACUCGAGAUUGUUAAAUGUAUUAAGCGGUUGUAAAAGAUGGCCGGCAGAACUUGCGCUGUCCCAUCCCCUCCCCCCCUCGCUCCCCCCUUUGCCGUUUGACAGUGUCUGUGUUUGUAUGUGACAUACACCUUACAGUCUUCGAUGGUUUGAUACCCAUGAUUUACUUUGAAUAUAACGAAACAAAUGACCACAAUAAGGAGAAAAACACAACAACAUGUGAAAUGGGGAUUUUAUGCUUUCAUAGAUACAAUUAUGUGGAUUUAUAAUGAAAUAAAAAGGUAUUUUUCUUGGAAAAAUGA
Messenger RNA from Lates calcarifer (barramundi perch), 5629 nucleotides. RefSeq lists its product as uncharacterized. The record is from RefSeq and is a predicted model, not a curated record. The transcript has 16 exons. The coding region runs from base 2016 to 3953 and encodes 645 amino acids. Gene Ontology annotation, molecular function: protein binding. NCBI's taxonomy places the organism in Eukaryota, Metazoa, Chordata, Actinopteri, Centropomidae.